Aspergillus thermomutatus is the source of this 2538-nucleotide messenger RNA. RefSeq lists its product as uncharacterized. The record is from RefSeq and is a predicted model, not a curated record. Bases 1 to 2538 code for a protein of 845 amino acids. The transcript has 4 exons. Lineage: Eukaryota; Fungi; Ascomycota; Eurotiomycetes; Eurotiales; Aspergillaceae. Gene Ontology annotation, cellular component: TORC1 complex; fungal-type vacuole membrane.
AUGCCUUCGCCUGAGCCUCUUUCUAUAAGCAAAGGCAAAAAGCGUAUGUCGACUUCGACCCGGUCGACCCCAUCGAAGAAAGUGACGCGUAAUCCGUUCGAUGGCGACAUGUUGGGCUGGCCUUUGAAUAUCGAUACCUUUGAGCAUCUGCCAUCUCUUCGAGUGGCUCGUCGGGACCUAACCAAGUUCAUGGGGCUCAUCGAUAAGCAGAUCGCUGCUCUCGAAGAGGCCGAAGCGAACGAGGUUGUUCCUAAUCCCAAAGAUGACAUCGCGUCUGAAAUGACUGAGUCGAGCUCGCGGAAUGAUCAAAGCCCCCUGAAGAAGCUAUGCCUUGAACGGGAUGGCUACCGGUGCAUGGUUACUGGUAUAUGGGAUGAGAAAGCUGAGCAGAGAUGCCCCCCUGGUGAACACAUCGGGGGAACCGAGCUAGCCCACAUCAUCCCAUUUUUAUGGGGAAAUGAUGAACAGGGUGAGCAGAUUGAUGAACUUCUGCAUGAGUGGGAUGAAAUUCGCUACCUGGCAUUAGAUGGCAGUACGGAUCUCCAGAGCCUUCUGUCAUUACCCUUGCCUGCCCAGCCAGCGCUGGCCUUGCUGCCCGCCAUGCCGACCUCCAACACCUCCUCCCCUGUUAAGCGCCCGGGCCUGGCCCGCCGUGCUCUUUCGUCUCACGCUGUCGUCACGCGUACCUCGUCAGAUUCGUCAGAUACCCAUCCCCAGAAAGCGCCUGCCCACCGUCCCCGAGCCCACGUCGUCGGUGGCGGUCAUCGCAGUCACGGUCGCAACCCAUCUUUCGGAAAGAACUUAAACAAGCUCCAGCGACAUACUUCUGCUGGACAUAUUACAACCGAAGCAACUAUUCGUCAUCAUCAACGGAAGAAGUCCGCACCAGCGACACCGGCGGCAAGUCCACGCGGUGGUCACCACGUGCGUUGGGACUGUGGGUUGGACGCCGGCCAGACCGCGACGUCGUCAAUUAAAAGAAACAACUCGAGCCCUGCUCUGCGAAACCCUCGACGCAAUUCCUCUGGUGUUUUGGCAAAGAAAGCGUUGGUAACCGAUCGCCCAGCUACCAGUUCUGGGAAGAAGAAGACCGUUGGCUUUGAAUUGGGAGUUUCAGACAACGAAGACGACGAGGGCGAGUGGGAAGAUACGACUCAGUCGCCUGAGAGCACGAGACGCAGCUCAGUUGCUCAAUCCAAAGAUAGCGUGGAGAAUACUGCCGUACUGGUGGACCCCCUCACCUUUGUCAAGCGCCCGUAUCCUCAGGUCCCUCGUGCCGCGAGUAGCUUGCCGGAAUCAGCCUAUAGGAGCUUCUCGCGUGACGACCACUCUCCUGACGAGAGCGAUCAACAGCAGGAACAGCCUGCCUCGGAGCCCGAGGAGCAGAAGGAAGAGAUUGCCCGUUUGCCUGACCACAGCGACAUCGCAGCCCGUUUGCUAAGCCCUUCGCAUUCUGCUAGAGCACCUCCCGCAAUGUCUUCUAUUUCUGCAACAGUGAAGCCAGCUCCCGUUGACACAAUAUCUCGGAAUGCUUCCUUGACCAAUCUCGCCGGUCCCGAGGGCUUACGACGCCCUCUAUCCUCGUCAACCACUACGCUGGCGAAUACUCCGGGGAAUCAGACGAACGCGACGUCCUCGUCUAUGGAAGGGGGUGUUUCCAGGUUCAUCAUCAACAAUAAAACCGGUGCCCACGCAUCAUCGCGCACGGAUUCGGACCCAAAUACACCAUCAUCGUUUCUUCCACAUUAUCAUCCGCAGACCCCACCCUCUCCGAACCGCGGGACAAGAAAGCACAAAGCGUCGCCCCCUUCGCGACCACCAGGCACUGAGCCCCCUUCUCGGACUCAGCAGAAGCUUUGGCUGCAACGAACUGCUGCUUUGAAUACUUCUCCUCCCGACAGCCAUGGCAUAUCCACAACAGUCUCUCCUUCGGCAAUGGACACGGCUUUUAUGGCUGCAUCGCAUGGCCGUGCAGGGUCAGGUGUCUACGAGGCCAGCAGAGCGCUCGUCAACGGCUCCUCCCGAACCGGCGGAGAAACCGAAGCCAAGCACAUCCGGAAAGCAUACGAGAAAAUCGCACUAGAACUUACCGUCGUCCGAAGAUUCCAGUCUCCGACAAGCGACAGUUUCGCCCGCUUGGCCGCUAUCCUUGAUGACUCCAAGCCUCCUGUAACCUCCAAUUUCGAGCUUACAUCGUCACUCGGCAAACCAAUCAAGUCUGCACCUGCACUCACACAACUACAACAAGUUGGAAAGCAGCAAAGAGACACGCCAAGCCCCGAGCCAAGACAACUCAUCAGCCGAAAGUCCUCGGACUUGAAGAAAUCUGUGUCGCAGACAUACCUCGAAGAUGCCGACGACCCAAGUGACUCCAACAAAUCCCAACAUCCAUCCCAGCGCAUCCUUCCGACGUCCGACGAAGCCGCUCACGGGACCAACGCCACAGACGAGGACUUUGGCGACAGCUAUUUCACCAGUGAAUCAGAUAUGAUGAUUCGCCGCAUGUGGGAGAGCCGCGAGGUAGCUACUUCUGGCUAG